Messenger RNA from Symbiodinium pilosum, 873 nucleotides. The record is from the annotation of a GenBank genome assembly. NCBI's taxonomy places the organism in Eukaryota, Dinophyceae, Suessiales, Symbiodiniaceae.
GAUAAGUUCUACGCCGGCCUCCAGUUCCUGCUGAAGGUGAUGCCAGCCUUGGGUGAGGGUGCGGACUCCAAGCCCGCCUUGGCCCUGAAGGCCAAGAUCCAUGGCUACCUGGACGAGACCGAAAAGCUGAAAGCCGAGUUAGACUCCGGCGAGGCGUCGAAAGUACCGGACGGGAACCAACUGGCCUUGGACGAUGAUGUAGAUGGAUGCCUCGAGCGAGGUGAGGACCUCAUCCUCUCGGGGCAGAAACUCGCCGAGCGAGGAAAGCUGGGCCAGGCCUACGAGACGUACUGCGAAGGUAUCCAGCUACUUCUGAAGGCGAUGCCGCGCCUGUCCGAGGACACGGGCCCCCAGGUUGCACGACUGCGGAGUAAGAUCAGCAAAUACCUCGAAGAGGCCGAGUCUGUCAAAGAAGAGAGGGACCAACAAAGUCGUCAAGACAACGGUCGGGACCGGGGCGCUCGAGACCGGGACUUCAGAAGAGGUGACCGGCGACCCUCGCAUAGUCAGGACUCGGAAGGUCCUCGAAGAAAUGGGCGCCAGAGCAGGAGUGGACGACGGUUAGAGCUCAGGAGCGCUGCUGAAGUCGAAGACGAAGGUCACCGUAGUCGCGGUAGAGAGGUUGGACGCGCGCCGCCGCCCGGCGACUGGGAAGACCGGAAUGGCCGAGAGCGGCACAGGUCGCGACGCGACUCGAACCGGGACAGGCGGUCCCCUCGGGAAGCGAGUAGAUCACGGACUUGGACGAAAGAAAAGGCACCUUCCUGGCAGGAAACUUGCCGGCCAAAGUCUGCAGCUCGCCCCAUGGCGUCACUCUCAGCAGCUCCUCCGCUCCUGCGACCAAAAUCCGCGGCCAAACCAGCAAAGCGAUGA